Messenger RNA from Aplysia californica (California sea hare), 909 nucleotides. RefSeq names its product U3 small nucleolar RNA-associated protein 6 homolog. Gene Ontology annotation, biological process: maturation of SSU-rRNA from tricistronic rRNA transcript (SSU-rRNA, 5.8S rRNA, LSU-rRNA). The record is from RefSeq and is a predicted model, not a curated record. Lineage: Eukaryota; Metazoa; Mollusca; Gastropoda; Aplysiida; Aplysiidae. Gene Ontology annotation, molecular function: snoRNA binding; protein binding. Gene Ontology annotation, cellular component: small-subunit processome; Pwp2p-containing subcomplex of 90S preribosome.
CCUCAAGACCAUGCGACCCAUCAGUAUGUCUUUCUACAGACUCUACGUGCAAGCUGAAUGUGCACAGGAGACCCCCAAUCUGAAGUUGAUUCGAGGCGCCUUUGAAGAAGCCUUGGUGGAGUUUGGCUUGAACGAACCAGAUCUAUGGCUGAACUACGUGCAGAUGGAGAGAGAGGUCGCCAAGGACGGUGCAAGGGCAGGGGCCAUCCAGCAGAGGGCCCUGAACGGCCUUGACCCACAUCUGAAAGAGACCUUCAUCCGCAAGCAGGUCAUGGCUGGAUUGAGCGCAUGACGGAUUCAAAGGAACGGAACUGAACAGUAUCUCUGAAUUAUUCCGAGUUUUCUCAGAUGCUUUUGAAUAUUUUUAUUUGAGACUCUAAGAGCUCUAUGAUUUUACUUUCGGCCUCCAUGUUGUAUGGUGAUGGGUCUUGUGUGUGUGUGUUUGUAUUAUAUUUUAUUUUGUCCUUUGCUUCUGCAUUGCUAUGCUGACUGGGUGAGAAAGACGGAUAUUUUUGUAUUAAAAUAUUUUUUUUUUGCAAUAAAGAAAAAAUUGAGAGCAUCCUUUUAUUUUUGGCCUUAUAUGCUUUUUUUUGCAAUAGUUACAAAUUGGGAAUUGGGAAAGGAUGAACGAGUGUAGAAUGUGUGUGUGUGUGUGUGUGUGUGCGUGUGUGUGUGUUUAUUUGUGUUCUUUGCAUUCCCUUGCUAGAUCACAAGGGUAGUUGACUGCUGGAAGGUAUAUAUGUGUAUUUGUUUGUGUGUGUGUGUUUGUGUGUGUGUGUGUAAGUCCGACAAUCCUUAAUUUGAAUGAUUUGUAUUGGUCAGCAAACAUAGUUUUGUGAAAAUAUGUCAUCGGUGUGAAUGUGAAUGAAAAAAAGCUCUUAAGGACCAUUUUGUUAAUCCCUUCUGGAA